CAUCGGAGGAGAGACUGCCGAGCAUCACCCGAGUCUCUUUCCCAAAGCCUCCAUAAUGCAUGGGGGCAAGAGGGGGCUGGUGGCUCCGCAGAACACUUUUCUGGAAAACAUAGUCCGGCGCUCCAGCGAAACCAGUUUCCUGUUGGGAAAUGCACAGAUCGUGGAGUGGCCGGUGGUCUACAGCAACGAUGGAUUCUGCAAGCUGUCCGGAUACCACAGAGCUGAGGUCAUGCACAGGAGUAGCACAUGCAACUUCAUGUACGGUGACCUGACUGACAAAAACACCAUAGACAAAAUCAGACAAACCUUCGACAACUACGAGUCGAAUUUCUACGAGGUGCUCCUUUACACGAAGAACAGAACACCCAUAUGGCUCUACAUGCAGGUGGCCCCGAUCAGAAACGAAAAUGACAAAGUGGUCCUUUUCCUCUGCACCUUCAGAGACAUUACGCUUUUCAAACAGCCGAUUGAAGACGAGUCAGUCAGAGGAUGGACGAAGUUUGCCAGGCUGACUCGGGCGCUGACCAACAAUCGUAACGUGGUGCAGCAGCUAGCGCCGCUGAGCAAGACAGAUGUCGCCCACAAACCCUCCAGACUGGCCGAGGCUCUCCAGCUGGGAUCGGACAUCCUGCCUCAGUACAAGCAGGAGGCCCCUAAGACCCCCCCGCACAUCAUCCUCCACUACUGCACCUUCAAGACCACGUGGGACUGGGUCAUCCUCAUCCUCACCUUCUACACCGCCAUCAUGGUGCCCUACAACGUCUCCUUCAAGACCAAGCAAAACAACUUGACCUGGCUGGUGCUGGACAGCGUCGUCGACGUCAUCUUCCUGGUCGACAUCGUGCUCAACUUCCACACCACCUUCGUGGGUCCGGCCGGGGAGGUCAUAUCGGACGCCAAGCUGAUCCGGAUGAAUUACCUGAAGACGUGGUUUGUCAUCGACCUGCUGUCCUGCCUGCCCUACGACGUCAUCAACGCCUUCGAGCACGUAGACGAGGACGUCCUCGCACACUCGUCCCCGGUGAGUCAUCUUCGAGAGUCUUUCCACAGGAAUGUGACGCGGACGGAAGACUCAGUCCUCCCAGGUCUCAGCAGCCUCUUCAGUUCUCUAAAAGUCAUCCGCCUGCUGCGUCUGGGCCGAGUCGCCCGCAAGCUGGACCACUACCUGGAGUACGGAGCGGCCGUCCUGGUGCUGCUGGUGUGCGUCUUCGGCCUGGUGGCCCACUGGCUCGCCUGCAUCUGGUACAGCAUCGGGGACUACGAGGUCAUCGACGAGCACACCAACACCAUCAAGACCGACAGCUGGCUCUACCAGCUGGCCCUGAGUAUUGGGACUCCUUACCGCUACAACGCCAGCGGUACAGGCCAGUGGGAGGGCGGCCCCAACAAAGACACGCUCUACAUUUCCUCCCUCUACUUCACCAUGACGAGCCUCACCACCAUCGGGUUUGGCAACAUUGCGCCGACGACAGAUGGCGAGAAGAUUUUCUCCGUGGCUAUGAUGAUGGUGGGCUCGCUUCUAUACGCGACCAUCUUUGGAAACGUCACAACCAUCUUCCAGCAGAUGUACACCAACACAAACCGCUACCACGAGAUGCUCAACAACGUGCGCGACUUCCUCAAGCUUUACCAGGUUCCCAAAGGUCUGAGCGAGAGGGUCAUGGACUUCAUCGUGUCCACCUGGGCCAUGUCUAAGGGCAUUGACACAGAUAAGGUCCUCUCCAUUUGUCCCAAAGACAUGCGCGCGGACAUCUGCGUCCACCUCAACAGACAGGUGUUCAACGACCACCCGGCCUUUCGUCUGGCCAGCGACGGCUGCCUGCGCUCCCUGGCCGUGGAGUUUCAGACCACCCACUGCGCCCCCGGAGACCUCAUCUUCCACAUCGGAGAGAGUGUCGACACCCUCUGCUUUGUGGUCUCCGGCUCCCUCGAAGUCAUCCAGGACGACGAGGUCGUAGCAAUACUAGGUAAAGGGGACGUGUUCGGAGACGUGUUCUGGAAAGAGACCACGCUGGCUCGGGCCUGUGCGAACGUGCGAGCCCUGACCUACUGCGACCUGCACGUCAUCAGGAGAGAGGCUCUGAUGAGGGUGCUGGAAUUCUACACGGCGUUCGCCAGCUCCUUCUCCCGCAACCUCAUCCUCUCCUGUAACCUACGGAAACGGGUCAUCUUCAGGAAGAUUUCUGACGUGAAGAGGGAGCGGGAGCGCCAGAGGACGGAGGUGACCCUCUCCAUCCCCGAAGACCACCCUGUUCGCAAGCUGUUCCAGAGGUUCAGACAGCAGAGAGACUCUGCGCCCGGAGAGUCUCAGCCUUACUUUGACCAUAACUGCGUGCAGGUGGAACCUCGGCAGCAGCAGAAGCAGCAGCAGCAGCCGCAGCAGCACACUGACCCAAACUCUUACUCUCAGAGUCAGGCUGUUUCUCCUAAGCAGCAGGAGUACGGCUCCUCUGUGCUUGACAACGCACCCGGCAGCAGCAGCUGCUGCGACGUGGCUGCAGCUCCACAAGCGCCGGCCAGUGCUGACAAGUCAGAGCAAAGCAGCGCGCAGGAGGUGGAGGCGCCAAGGCCUCGUGGCGACAUACCCGCACGGAGCUGCGGCGCAGGUGGCGCAGCUGGAGGUGCGGGAGGCGUCGGCAGCAGCAGAGGCGCCAGAGUCUGGGCCAAGUUCAGGAACGCCUCAUCCGUCGAACCGCCUCGUCCCGCUGUCGAGCAAGAGAAGCAGACGCCUAAAACAGAGGGGUGGCCGAAGGUGUCACACCCCUCGGAGCAGUUCGCAGCUGCCAACAAGAUCCAGGAGUCAGAGGAAGGUGGGGAGGGCGCUGAGGGUGCGGGGGAGGAAACAAGCGCCCUGCACAAGACCGACUCGUGCGACAGCGGCAUCACGAAGAGCGACCUACGCAUCGACCGAGCCGGAGAUUCGAGGAGCUCCUUCGAGCGCAGCCCGAUGGAAAGGAGCCCGAUGGAGAGGAGCCUGUUCGAGCACAGCCUCGGCGUUUACAGCGAGGCCUCCCUCAGACACUCCUUCGCGCAGCCGGCGUCCGAGCAGGCUCUGCUGCAGGCGACGCUGCACGAGGCCAAGCUGGAGCUCAAAGGAGACAUUCAGAUGCUGAGCGGCCGGCUCUCGCUCCUCGAGUCCCACGUGGGAGAGAUCCUCAGGUUGCUGUCGAUAAAGAGAAGACUCUCGCUGCCGCCGACCUCUUCCGCCAAAGCGAGAGUGAGGAGUCAAGGCCCGGACACUGCCUCCAGGCCAGACACGCUGGAAACAGAUGAAGGGCCUUUUUGAAUUCACUGAUUUUAAAUAAUAAUCGUGCAUGUCCUGCUGGGCUGGGAGACAUUGCAUUAAACACGUGACUGCAUGCAGAAAUCCUUUUCAUCUCGUCGUAGCAGCACAAUAAUGCAGGGAUUUUUAUAAUGGUUCUUUUUGACUUUUUGGGCCAUUUUUACGGUUUUACAUUUGAGAAAGACAAGAGGGAGACAAUAAUGAACAAAAAAAAAAAGAGCUCAUAUUGGGAUUAUAUAAAAAACAAACACUAGAGCUAUGACUCUCAUGUGUGGGACCUGCUAUAAAGGUGCUUGAGGUAAAAAUGCUCUUAGUUUUUUUUAAAUGUUUUCAUAACGCUGUCAUUUUCAUGGUCCUCCUUAAGUUUUAUUUUUCCAGAUUUCAGUUUGUGGUUUUCUGGAGGUUCACCUGCCACGAGUUUUAAAGAACUUUGUCUCAGAGGAAACACAUGAGAACUCAAUGAACGACAAAUAAAUGACUCUCUCCGUCUUCUGCAGGAAAACUCCUCUGUUUUCAGUUUCUAUCCUCACUGCAGUGGCUACUUAUUAACGGUCAGGUAACUAUAUGUGCCUUACAAUAGCAAAGCCUCAGAGACGUGUUCAGCUCUUUGUGUUUAUGAGAUGUUUUAUGAAAGAAAUGUUAAGCUCCCCUUCCCAAUAUACUGUAAUUCUCACGGUAACAAGUAACAGACAAGCAAAAUAUGAAAUAUGGAAUGAUAAUGAAAUAGUUCCUCUUGUUCGAGUCUCUGAAAUCGGUCUAGAAACAAAUUCCCCCAUGCACGUAUGCUAGGAAUGUUAAUUCAAUAAGGCAGUUUAAUAUUAAGUCUAUUUAUUUAUUUAUUUAUUUGUGAGUGAGUGAAUUCUUUUUCCUAAACAAGCAGGUAAUUGCAGCAAACACUGUAUGUUCCUUCAUGUAACUUUGCCUCUUGCUCAGGUAUAUUUGUCCUACUGUCAAAAUCCAUUAUUUAUUUCAUUAUGAGUAAUUUUGCCUACUCUUGAGACUAAAUAGAAGAGCAUAAUGUGUCUUUAAAUGAGUUAAUUCACACUGCUAUGCAAAUUUACUGCACUUUCUGAUGCAGACAGCUGCGUUUGUUUCUACUGCGUGGGUAAACCUGAAGGAUGUAAAUGAUCGUAGUUUUCCGUAUGACUGGGAAUUGUCUCAGUGCGACCUGUGAGGACGUCAGCAUGCUACUGCUAGUCGAUUUAUUUUAUGGUAGAUAUGUAAGUGACCUUGCAUGCGUCCUGUCAAGGGAACCUGUCACCUGUGGAAUGAAUAAUGAAAACUGAUGCCUGCUCACCA
This is a messenger RNA of Mugil cephalus (flathead mullet), 4582 nucleotides long. RefSeq names its product potassium voltage-gated channel subfamily H member 5-like. Gene Ontology annotation, biological process: regulation of membrane potential; potassium ion transmembrane transport. The coding region runs from base 56 to 3286 and encodes 1076 amino acids. Gene Ontology annotation, molecular function: voltage-gated potassium channel activity. Gene Ontology annotation, cellular component: membrane. Lineage: Eukaryota; Metazoa; Chordata; Actinopteri; Mugiliformes; Mugilidae. The transcript has 12 exons. The record is from RefSeq and is a predicted model, not a curated record.